GUGUGUUUCCGGCCUUCCUCGGCCUCCCCCCUUGUCUAGCGUGGCUGCCUGUGGCUGCAAAGGCAAGACGGCGUGGGUGUGCAUGGUGUAGCCAUAGUUGUAGCUACCAAACCCACCCAAGGGAAUGCAAAACUUUGCAUCCGAACUCUACCUUUUACGACGUUUUUGCGCGCCCCCCUUUCUCGCGUCGCCUGGUUUCGUAUGGAAGCGGAUGGAUUUGUGAGGAGGCGUCGGAUGACAGCGGAGACUGCAGGCAAUGAUCCCGGGGUUGCUGGCGCAUCUGCUGGGGCAGAAGUCCGAUGGCUGGGCGGUCGGUUCUUGGGAGUUUCGGAAAGUAUUGUGGGCAGCCUGACACCUCGGAUUGGAAACGAGACGGAAAUACAGACUGUUGACUUCAUCCGGAACACACAGGAGCAACGUGAUGACUCUGAACCGGACUAUGAGGGCUUGCCACAGGGUGCCUCCACCAGCACCCACAUGUUGGCUGGAGCUGUGGCUGGGAUCAUGGAGCACUGUCUCAUGUUCCCCAUCGAUUGUGUUAAGACAAGAAUGCAGAGCCUCCAGCCUGACCCGGCCGCCCGCUACAGGAACGUGAUGGAUGCCCUCCGGCGAAUCGUAACAACGGAGGGAGUUUGGCGGCCAAUGAGAGGGCUGAAUGUGACCGCUAUCGGGGCGGGUCCCGCCCAUGCCCUGUAUUUUGCCAGCUAUGAGAAACUCAAAAAGACUCUGAGUGAUGUGAUCCACCCCGGGGCUAACAGUCAUUUGGCUAAUGGAACAGCCGGAUGUGUGGCCACACUGCUUCAUGAUGCAGCCAUGAACCCAUCAGAAGUCGUGAAGCAGCGCAUGCAGAUGUAUAAUUCGCCUUACCGCGGCGUGUUGGACUGUGUACACGCCGUGUGGAAGAAAGAGGGCGCCGCUGCAUUCUAUCGCAGCUACACCACCCAGCUCACCAUGAACGUGCCCUUCCAAGCGCUCCACUUCAUGACGUACGAGUACCUGCAGGAGCUGCUCAACCCACACAGACACUACAACCCCUCGUCCCAUAUGCUAUCCGGAGCCUUGGCCGGGGCCCUGGCCGCCGCCGCUACCACACCCCUGGAUGUCUGCAAGACCCUGCUCAACACCCAGGAGUCGCUGGCCCUCAGUUCUCUAUCGGCCAACCAAGGAGCCCACAGACACAUCACAGGCCUGGCCCACGCCUUCCGGACGGUUUACAGGCUGGGCGGCCUGCGGGGCUUCUUCAAGGGAGUGCAGGCGAGGGUAAUCUACCAGAUGCCCUCCACAGCCAUCAGCUGGUCCGUGUAUGAGUUCUUCAAGUAUGGACUCACCAAGCACCAGCAUGACAAGAGGAGAGCGCAGCAGAUGGAGGCGGAGACGUAGACCUGCUGAUUACGCUGUGAGGAUUAUACGCACAUGAAGUCACACUAAGAUUUCUCUCGACUGUCCCAUCCCACCCAAGCAUAGCAGAGAAGAAUUUGACAUGCUUUAAUUUUGUUUUCUGUCCCCGAUAUUUGAGCGGUAUAAUUAGAAUUUGCCAGCAGAGGGCAGUAGCGUGAUGUUCAAAUUUGCCCCCAGGAAAUUCAGAGCUUUUUUUACCCCCUCUGAAAUCUACCAUUGAUUUUUUUUUAUUUCAGUUAUAGUCACAUUUGUAGGGAAUUUAUUAGAAUCCUGCAAACACAUAAAUAAAACAAUCUGUGAUAAUUGAACAUUGCAGAUUGUUCACCAGAAAUCAAGUUGAUGUUUAUUUCCCUCAUGAUCGAAUUCGACACAUCUGAUUAUUUCAUCGCGUGUAUUUAAUUUAUUUUGCCCUUUUUUCUAAAUAGCACCUAAAAUUGAGUCAUUGUUUUCCUACAAACUGUUUUCCUUUUGUUCCCAUUGACGUGUUGAAACAACCCCAGUACUUCUCAGCUAUUCACCAUUAUUGCCUUGUAUGCAGUUCCAACUGAAGCUAUCUAGUUUAUCACACUGCUACCACUGAGUUUUAAUGUCUGCUUGGAUGGCCGAGCUUGUAUGGAAUGAAUUAUGUCCCCCCAAAAGUCUAAGUCAGCUCAAUAAGCUAUCUCAGAAACGUCAAUGUUGAACCCAUGCUGACUAAAUGGAAGCUGUUCUUACUGAUUGUCUGAUUCCGACUCUAAAUUGCACUCAUCAAAUGAAUAAUAAACUAUGAGCAGUGGACAGUGCUCAUAAAUCACUGAAAAAACUUUUGUUUG
Doryrhamphus excisus (bluestripe pipefish) is the source of this 2210-nucleotide messenger RNA. It is a transcript of the gene slc25a28, whose product is annotated as solute carrier family 25 member 28. The record is from RefSeq and is a predicted model, not a curated record. Lineage: Eukaryota; Metazoa; Chordata; Actinopteri; Syngnathiformes; Syngnathidae. Gene Ontology annotation, cellular component: mitochondrial membrane. Gene Ontology annotation, molecular function: ferrous iron transmembrane transporter activity. Gene Ontology annotation, biological process: iron import into the mitochondrion.